UGGGCUGUUUACAGUGACAGAAGUUCAGAGUUCAGGGCAGCUAGCCAGCUACUACAUAAGCAUCAUCGUUUUCCCUCCAAUAUUGUCAGUGUCUCACAUUCUUCUCUCUCGAUUAGGGUCAUGGCCUCCGAUUCUUUGCUCUCUAAUGGAGUCUACACCCGCGCUACGGCGGCUUCUGAGAACGAACUUAAUCGAUUUGUUGACGUUGCUAACAAGGUCGCUGACGCCGCCGGAGAGAUCAUUCGCAAGUAUUUCAGGAAUAAAUUUGAAGUUCUUGAUAAGGAUGAUUCGAGUCCAGUAACAAUCGCCGACCAAUCUGCUGAGGAGACUAUGAUUUCAAUCAUAUCAGAGAAUUUUCCUUCUCAUGGAAUUUAUGGAGAGGAAAAAGGCUGGAAGUGUAGAGAAAAAAGUGCAGAGUAUGUUUGGGUUUUAGAUCCCAUAGACGGGACAAAGAGCUUUAUCACUGGGAAACCAUUAUUUGGUACCCUCAUUGCGCUUCUGCAAAAUGACAGACCAAUCCUGGGCAUAAUUGAUCAACCUGUGUUGAGAGAAAGAUGGAUAGGGAUAAGGGGCAAAGGAACUACAUUGAACGGACAAGUAGUGUCCACACGUACUUGUGAUACUCUUUCUCGAGCAUACAUGUACACCACAAGCCCCCAUCUAUUUAGUGGAGAUGCAGAGGAGGCAUUUACCCGUGUUAGAAGCAAGGUUAAAAUUCCAUUAUACGGCUGUGACUGUUACGCCUAUGCUCUUCUGGCUUCUGGCUUUGUGGAUCUCGUUGUUGAGUCUGGCCUGAAGCCAUACGAUUUUCUUGCAUUGGUACCUGUCAUAGAAGGCGCUGGAGGCGUCAUAACUGAUUGGAAGGGAAAUCAACUUCUUUGGGAAGCUUCUCCAUUUUCACCUGCAAGAAGUUUUAAUAUUGUGGCAGCUGGAGACAAGCUGAUUCAUCGACAGACUCUAGAUUCAUUACAGUGGAAGUGACUAGAAUUUGGAUGAUCACAUUGUUACCUGACAAGUUCACUGUUAUAUUACUAUCACUCAAUAAGACUAUUAAACUCACUGCUCUGGAGCAGAGAGAUGUAAUCCCCUUACCUUAUUAUGUCACUCGCUUUAGAUGUUUAGAUUUUAUUUCAACGAUUUAGAUG
Messenger RNA from Neltuma alba, 1145 nucleotides. Its product is annotated as bifunctional phosphatase IMPL2, chloroplastic-like. The coding region runs from base 121 to 981 and encodes 286 amino acids. The record is from RefSeq and is a predicted model, not a curated record. Gene Ontology annotation, biological process: L-histidine biosynthetic process. NCBI's taxonomy places the organism in Eukaryota, Viridiplantae, Streptophyta, Magnoliopsida, Fabales, Fabaceae. The transcript has 9 exons. Gene Ontology annotation, molecular function: histidinol-phosphatase activity.